AACACGAAUUUCUCUGUCCAAUUAGCUAAUAAAACAGCAUGGCUUUCCUUUGUCUUCACACUACAUCCCUUGUUUUACUGUUCCUCAUUUCCCUUCCAACCAAAGGCCUCUCACAGGACACCCCUAUCAACCCAGACCCAACAAUAGCUGAUUGCACCCCACGGCUGCUUCCACUGACCCCAUGUGCACCAUUUGUGCAAGGCAUGGUUAGGUCACCACCGCCAUCUUGUUGUAACAACCUCAAGCAACUCUACUUGCAGCAACCUGGUUGUCUUUGCCUCAUGCUCAAUGACACUAACUUGAUUUCUUUCCCAAUUAACAGUACCCUUGCCCUGAAGCUCCCUGCUCUCUGUCACAGCCAAGUAAAUACCUCUGCUUGUUCAGGGCUUCCUGAAGUGCCUUCUAGUUCACCUGCUUCUCAAGUUCCCCUAGGGGCUCAUAACAAUUCUUCUAACGGGAAACACACCAACUCUUCUGUCGCUGCAUCUCCAAUGGUUCAAGUGGCACCAAGACCUGUUAUCAUGGGAUUAGGGCUCAGUCGGAAUGCUGGUAGAAAGUUAAAGGCAAAAAGGCUCUUGGUGCUUCUGGUGACUGUGGCAGCUACUCUUCUUACAAAAGCAACUCACUGAGUCUAACUAUGAGCAAGUUGUAGCUUUUGAUGGGUGUAGUCUAGUAUUUAGGAUCAAUAUGAAUCAUUUUGAACUGGUUUUGAUGUUGAUUUACGACUUCUGUUUGUAUUUUGCUGCUACCCAUUACCCUUUCUACUGGUUUGGAAUAAUAGUUAACAGUUUCUUGCAGAUAAUUUUACCUAUAUCAGAAUCCUUAACCCUGAAAACUGCCAAAGAUACCUCAAUACUUGAGAACAUAUGUAUCAGAUCGGAAGGAAUUAAAUAAAACACAUAACAGAAAGUCAGUCAUGCAUAUGUA
This is a messenger RNA of Hevea brasiliensis (rubber tree), 927 nucleotides long. RefSeq names its product non-specific lipid transfer protein GPI-anchored 10. The transcript is spliced from 3 exons. The record is from RefSeq and is a predicted model, not a curated record. Bases 39 to 629 code for a protein of 196 amino acids. Lineage: Eukaryota; Viridiplantae; Streptophyta; Magnoliopsida; Malpighiales; Euphorbiaceae.